This is a messenger RNA of Vigna umbellata (rice bean), 1711 nucleotides long. Its product is annotated as UDP-arabinopyranose mutase 3-like. NCBI's taxonomy places the organism in Eukaryota, Viridiplantae, Streptophyta, Magnoliopsida, Fabales, Fabaceae. Gene Ontology annotation, biological process: plant-type cell wall organization or biogenesis; UDP-L-arabinose metabolic process. Gene Ontology annotation, cellular component: Golgi apparatus; cytosol. Gene Ontology annotation, molecular function: UDP-arabinopyranose mutase activity. The record is from RefSeq and is a predicted model, not a curated record.
AAUAACGCAUAUGUUGUAUCUAAAUAUUGUUAAAAAAUAUGUAUUAACGUAUAAUUGCCCAUUAAGUUAAUCAUACCAUACAAGUUUUACGUGGUCAUUUAACCUUUUACGCAUCUGCUUACAGUGUCAAUUAAGAAAUUGGUCAGAGAGAAUCUUCAUAGAAAUAUGUUGCUGACAACAUAGGCACACGUCCAGCUAGCUAAUGAACACUAACGUUAAUUGGUUUCUCCUAGACAAUGUUGACAUUGUGUAUGACGUAUACCACAAGGAAUUCUUCUCGUAAUUAUAAGUAAUUAGCAAGUGAAUUAUUUAAUUAUAGGGAUUUCCUUUUAUAUAAAAUAAAUUUAAUUUGGUCUACAAAAACCCCUUGAAUCCAAAGCAUUGGAAACAAAGACCACCACCACUCCAUCCUCGAAACAACGUUGUGGUUUAUCGGAGAGGUAUGUCGGAAACAGGAGCGACGGCGAUUCUGAAGGAGGAGGUGGACAUAGUUAUCCCCACAAUAAGGAACCUGGAGUUCUUGGAGAAGUGGAGAGCGUUCUUUGAGCCUUACCACCUCAUAAUAGUGCAGGACGGUGACCCUUCUAAGGGCAUCAAGGUCCCCGAAGGCUUCGACUACGAACUCUACAACCGUAACGACAUCAACCGCAUUCUGGGCUCCAAGAGCCAUUGCAUUUCCUUCAAGGACUCUGCAUGCCGCUGCUUCGGCUUCUUGCUCUCCAAGAAGAAGUACAUCUUCACCAUCGACGAUGAUUGCUUUGUUGCAAAAGAUCCAUCUGGGAAAGAAAUAAACGCCCUGGAACAGCAUCUGAAGAAUCUUCUGACUCCAUCAACCCCGUUUUUCUUCAACACCCUCUACGAUCCGUUUAGAGAGGGUACAGAUUUUGUCCGUGGAUACCCGUUUAGUCUGCGUGAAGGUGUCCCUACAGCUGCUUCUCAUGGCCUCUGGCUCAACAUUCCUGAUUAUGAUGCCCCAACUCAGCUUGUCAAACCUCUGGAGAGGAACACCAGGUAUGUGGAUGCAGUAAUGACCAUACCAAAGGGAACCCUGUUUCCCAUGUGUGGAAUGAAUCUGGCAUUCAACCGUGAAUUAAUCGGUCCUGUAAUGUACUUUGGACUCAUGGGUGAUGGUCAACCUAUCGGACGCUAUGAUGACAUGUGGGCUGGUUGGUGCAUGAAGGUGAUAAGUGAUCAUCUGGGAUUCGGGGUGAAGACAGGUUUGCCUUACGUCUGGCACAGCAAAGCGAGCAACCCAUUUGUAAACCUUAAGAAGGAGUACAAAGGAAUUUACUGGCAAGAAGAGCUGAUUCCAUUUUUCCAAUCUGUUUCUCUUCCCAAGGAAUGCACUACUGCUCAGAAAUGCUACGUUGAACUAUCGAAACAAGUGAAGGCAAAACUUGGGAAGGUUGAUGAGUAUUUCAACAAGCUUGCAGAUAACAUGGUAACUUGGAUUGAAGCUUGGGAGGAACUAAACCCUUCUGUGGCACCAAAAUCUGAUGCAUUGCCCAAUGGCUCUGCCAAGUAACUUCUUCAUCACUAGGAUAUGCUUGUAGUCUUCAUUUUUCUUUUCUCUUUCCAUAGAACAAUAAAAUUUCAUCACUGCCUCCUCAACGUAUAUUUUUUAAUGUUUUCUUCAUCACUUUGAAAUGUAGCUUCUUACUAAACUUUGAAAUUUGGCAGCCAGGUUAUUGCUCUUGGUAAUGUCUUCUAA